Molecule: messenger RNA, 2466 nt
Organism: Cryptococcus deneoformans JEC21
Lineage: Eukaryota; Fungi; Basidiomycota; Tremellomycetes; Tremellales; Cryptococcaceae
Product: 5-oxoprolinase, putative
Exons: 6
Coding region: 78-2354 (758 amino acids)
Biological process (GO): glutathione metabolic process
Cellular component (GO): cytosol
Molecular function (GO): 5-oxoprolinase (ATP-hydrolyzing) activity
Source: RefSeq, a predicted model, not a curated record
UUUAAGUAAAAUAAAGCAAAGCCAUCCGGUACGUUUGUAUCGACAUUCAACAACACACAUCUUACCAUCUACCCAUCAUGAUCGGCGUCACCUUAACAUCAACCGUCUCCGACCACUCCAUCCGAAUUGCCAUUGACAGAGGUGGUACUUUCACCGACGUUCACGCGUCAUGGCCUGGUCCCCAUGGCCGUGAAGAGAGCAUCACCAAACUCCUCUCCCAGGAUCCUUCAAAUUACAAAGACGCACCGACAGAGGGUAUCAGAAGAGUGUUAGAGACCGUGCUGGGGAAGAAGGUCCCCCGGGGCAGUCCAUUGCCAACGAACAAGAUAGACACUGUGCGUCUCAGCACCACCGUCGCUACCAACGCACUUCUCGAACGCCGCGGUUCGCCCCACGCUCUCCUUAUCACCAAAGGUUUCAAAGAUCUUCUCUCUAUCGGCAACCAAGCUCGUCCACGCAUCUUCGACCUGAACAUUAAGAAGGCGUCAUACCUUUAUGGCGAUGUCAUUGAGGUCGACGAGCGAGUCACCCUCGUCGGAUACACCUCUGAUCCCCAUGCCACUGAACAUGCAGUCAAAUUUUUAGAAAACGGCGAGGCGAUUCAGUCCUACUCUGGAGAAGGGGUGCAGCAUGGCGUCGAGGGCGUGAGGGGUAUGAGCGGAGAGGCCGUGCAAGUGUUGCAAGCGCUAGACGAGGAAGCGGUGGAGAAGGAUCUAAAAGCGCUGUUCGAGCAAGGGUACCGGUCGAUUGCGGUCGUUUUGGCACAUUCGUUCACCUUCCCCGACCAUGAGCUCGCUGUUGGUCGUAUCGCGGAGAAAGUCGGCUUUCACCAUAUCUCCCUCUCCUCCCAACUUCUUCCUAUGAUUCGCAUGGUCCCUCGAGGUGUCUCCACAACAGCCGAUGCUUAUCUCACUCCCAUAUUGGGCGAGUACCUGGAUGGCUUCUAUUCUGGCUUUGAGGGAGGGAAAAAAGGGAACUUGAACGUCGAGUUCAUGGGCUCUGAUGGUGGCUUGGUGGACUUGAAAAACUUUACCGGUCUCAAAUCGAUCUUGAGUGGACCAGCAGGCGGUGUUGUCGGCUAUGCCCUCACCAGCUGGGACGAGAAGAAACUCGCGCCCGUUAUUGGCUUCGACGUCGGCGGAACCUCGACCGAUGUCUCUCGCUUCGACGGCAAGUACGAGAUUGUCUACGAGACCACCACAGCGGGCAUCUCAAUCCAAAGCCCUCAACUCGACAUCAACACCGUCGCAGCGGGUGGCGGUUCCUGUCUCACUUUCCGCAACGGCAUGUUCCACGCUGGCCCUGAGUCUGCCGGUGCACACCCGGGUCCCGCUUGCUAUCGUAAAGGCGGUCCCCUCGCACUCACGGAUGCGAAUCUCAUCCUCGGUCGGCUGGUACCUCGUAUUUUCCCACAAUGUUUCGGGCCCAACGAGAACGAGCCCCUUGAUCCGUCAGCUUCUCAAGCUUCAUUCGAGAAGAUGCAAAAGCAGAUCGCUCAGGAGACCGGCGCGGAGAUGUCGCUGGACGAUAUGAUCUACGGAUUCGUCACUAUCGCGAACGAGAUGAUGGCUCGGCCAAUCCGAACGCUUACCGAGGCUCGAGGUUUUGCGACUUCCAAGCACAUUCUGGCGUCUUUCGGCGGUGCUGGUGGUCAACAUGCAUGCGAGAUCGCCGAGAGCCUAGGUAUCACCAGUAUCCUGAUACAUCGCUACUCCUCCAUCCUUUCAGCAUAUGGUCUCGCCCUCGCAGAUCGAGUGUAUGAAGAGCAGGAGCCAUGCUCUGCCAUCUACCAUCCAUCGUCGUUAUACUUCACCGAGCGACUCGACAAGAUCGGUAAUCGCGUUUCCGAGGAGCUCGCACGACAAGGCUUCACCUCCGAUCAAGUCAAGCUUGUGAGAAUGCUGCACAUGCGCUUCAAUGGAUCGGAUACGGCACUUAUGAUCUCUGAGCCAGCAGAUGGCGACUUCGAGCAGGAGUUUUACCGGGUGUACAAGCACGAAUUUGGUUUCCUGCUCGAGAGCAAGGUUAUUGUAGAUGACUUCAAGGUCAGAGGUAUCGGCAAAUCCCUCUCUCCUGCCGGUGAAUCCGUGUUCUCAGAAAUAUCGAACCUCUCCACUCGCCGCGCUGGCAAGCCCACAUCCAGACAAGAAGUCUUCGUUUCUCAACCUGGGUCGACCAAGGGUGAACGCAUGGAUACGCCGGUAUACGAGUUGGACCAGCUCAACGUUGGAGACAUCGUUGAGGGGCCAGCAUUGGUCAUCGACGCGACACAAACUAUCUUUAUUAACAUCACUUGGAGCGGGACGGUCACUUCUAGGCAUCUGCUCAUCACUCGCCCAGCAUCAGCGCAAUGAUGAGACUAUUGUAAAUUGUAUAGAUUUCUUCGCAUGCAGUGGAUUCUGGCAGGUUAAGAGCAAUACUACAUCUGAAGCAAGAUGAGCGAUUUCGAAUUCCCAUAUCACUUGG